This is a messenger RNA of Gavia stellata (red-throated loon), 1294 nucleotides long. Its product is annotated as centrosome-associated protein ALMS1-like. Gene Ontology annotation, biological process: DNA recombination; regulation of centriole replication. The record is from RefSeq and is a predicted model, not a curated record. NCBI's taxonomy places the organism in Eukaryota, Metazoa, Chordata, Aves, Gaviiformes, Gaviidae. Bases 152 to 1294 code for a protein of 380 amino acids. Gene Ontology annotation, cellular component: centrosome; cytosol; centriole. Gene Ontology annotation, molecular function: DNA strand exchange activity. The transcript is spliced from 2 exons.
AAUCUACAGUAAGAGGGCCAAGCCCAAACUAGCCUGGGCUGAGGAGCAAACGGAAGCACUGGAAGCUUCCCCAGAACGCACAGAUCAUUCAAAGUCUGUAAAAACCACGCAUUCAGUCUUCAAAUCUGCACGGUUCUACCUUCAUCAUCCAAUGCCCAUGUGUGAGAGCUACUUUCUGUCUAACAGCGAGCUAUCAGAGGACAGUUCUGGUAUUGGACAUGCUAGGCCUUCCUCCAGGGCUGUCUUGCAGAAUCGGGAAAAAGCACAUCAUCAUCAUCAACGUGUUUUCUCUGUUAGUCAUAAAAAAGAUGGUGAAAAUGAAUUCUUUCCACUCACUGCAGAAGCAGAUUACAGCAAGAAUGAGGAUCUAAAUGUUGGCACGUCUUGGGGGAAUGAAACGUCAGGGAAGGAGCUUCCUCAACAUAUCAGAAGAGAAGCAGAACAAAAGGCAGCUAGAAAUUAUCCUGUGCGAUGUAGCCAAGCAAAUUGCCUUAAUGAGGCUGUGGAGAAAGAUCUGCCACCGAGACAGAGAACCCACUCCAGUGGUAGCUUAGAUGAACUCUGGAUUAAGUUUUUGGAGUGCCAGAAGAGACACCAGCACCGUGUUUGUAGGGGUAAUGGUGAGCUGUCUCUUGUUGAACGCCUUGAUCGAUUGGCCAGGGUCCUUCAGAAUCCCAUUAAGCAUACACUAACACUAACAAAAUCUGAAAAGAAUGUUUCUGAAAAGCAAAUUAAGGGAAGAGAGCAGAAGAAAAUAAGACGGCCGAAAAAGAGGAUGUCUGAAAGUACCUUAAAGCCUAAUGCCACACAUGUUGAAGAAAGACCGUGUAUCACCCAUGAUAAAAAUAGCUUUGUUGAGCUCAGGAAAAAUAGGUCAGGAGAAAAAAUUAUCUGCCACAUGAAUAAAAUUUUGGAGCACCAGCAGUACUUGGAAACGCCUAGUGACACUUCCUCAGAGACAAGGCUUAGUAGAGAUCAUGGCACCACGACCAUUUCCACCACUUCUGAAUCGGAUGUGGUGACCCAAACAGAGAUGGAAACUGCUACUCAGACUGAGGUGAGCAGUUCUAUUUCCACCAUUGAUACUGCCAGGCUGAUCAGGGCUUUUGGGCAUGAAAGAGUACGGGUGUCACCAAGACUCUCCCAGCUUUAUUAUACCAUCAACCACCAGAAAAGUCGCUCUGAAAACUGGGACAAGGAAAGUGGCAAAGCAGUGGGUAUAGAAUAUCCAACGGUUACUUCUGAGAGACACAGGAAAAGGAAAGAGAUCCAGGUAUGUGGUCAGUUAGACUAA